Messenger RNA from Cladophialophora psammophila CBS 110553, 1347 nucleotides. RefSeq lists its product as uncharacterized. Gene Ontology annotation, biological process: regulation of transcription by RNA polymerase II. NCBI's taxonomy places the organism in Eukaryota, Fungi, Ascomycota, Eurotiomycetes, Chaetothyriales, Herpotrichiellaceae. The record is from RefSeq and is a predicted model, not a curated record. Bases 1 to 1347 code for a protein of 448 amino acids. Gene Ontology annotation, molecular function: DNA-binding transcription factor activity; RNA polymerase II cis-regulatory region sequence-specific DNA binding. The transcript has a single exon.
AUGGAUGUUCAGACGCAAUCUCGAGGAGCACGUAUCUUCUCGAUCUUGAACGACAACGAUUGUCCGUCUUUCGUCAUCCGCCCGAGGCAAUCUAGGCAUUCUUCUCCAGAGCCGGAGCCAGAGUCUGAGCGCCGCCGUUCGUCAAUCUCUCCGUCGUACUCUCCGCCACAGCGGGAAGAGCGACCGCUUCUCCUGCGUCAACCAAAGUACGCGAGAGAAUCGUCCAUCUCCUCGGUCGGCUCGCCUCCUCUGCUGCGGCUCUCGUCCUCUUCAUCCAAGGGUUCCAGUUUCAGCAUGGACUCUUCUCCGUCACCAGCAACCCCCUACAACUACGUGGACAACAGCCUACUACACUAUGACCCGCUCGUGCGCCAAGACCUUGUGGGCUACUUGCCUUCUCCCACCACCGUCACCCCAUUCCUAGAACAACACUUGAUGAUCACACCAAAUAUGCCGGAUCAAUUCUCUAGCAAGCUGAUGCAUCAUCCCCUCACCCCUGCCCAAUAUCCCAUCGUGCCCGCGCCGCUUCAUCCGGGUCUCCAAACUCUUCACCCCACAUCAACGAAUGCCACUACUGCGACCGCGCCCGUCCUCCCGCCGGUCACCUCGGCUCCUGCAUGCGAACCAGCCGCAAGAACCUCUCCCACGACGAGCACAGCUCCCCCUUCCGGCAAGAAGAACAAAUAUCCUUGUCCAUAUGCGCAGUCACAUAACUGUCAGGCAACAUUCACCACUUCGGGGCAUGCGGCGCGUCACGGAAAGAAACACACGGGAGAGAAGGGAGUGCAUUGCCCCAUCUGCAACAAGGCAUUUACACGAAAAGAUAACAUGAAGCAACAUGUGCGCACACACAAGGGUCUGUCGGCGUCGGGCAGCACUAGUGACGAAUCCACGCGUAAGAGCAAGGCCGCCAUCACCAAAGACGCGCAGAAGGCCAAGCAGCGGAAGAAGUUGGACAAGAUCAACACAGAAGCCAGCCGCCGGUCCAGUUUGAUUCAUUCGCCUUUGUCCGAGGUGACAUCGAUCGCACCUACAGCUAUCGAUACCCCUCUCAAUGUCGAGGAUUCCGCUUUCUACCAGGAGCCGCCUCAAAUCGUGAUGCCCAUCCAGGCCAUGCCGGAGAGCGUAUCUCCCAGCUCUCUCUAUCCGCCUUUGGUCGAUGACCCACUAUUGAAUAGCACUCCGAUCGGCCAAGUGCAUACUUUGCGCAAAUCGACCCACCCCACUUUGGGAGGGAGUGGUCUGUUGGGAUCCAUGCCUCCUUUGACGCGUGGCUUUUCAGAUUUGGAUACCCUGGCGCAGGCCGCCGAAAGCUUCGACACAUCCUACUAUCACCCAACUUUGUAA